Molecule: messenger RNA, 4417 nt
Organism: Pieris brassicae (large cabbage white)
Lineage: Eukaryota; Metazoa; Arthropoda; Insecta; Lepidoptera; Pieridae
Gene: JhI-21
Product: large neutral amino acids transporter small subunit 1
Exons: 7
Coding region: 298-1740 (480 amino acids)
Biological process (GO): amino acid transmembrane transport
Cellular component (GO): membrane
Molecular function (GO): L-amino acid transmembrane transporter activity
Source: RefSeq, a predicted model, not a curated record
CACUUCACAAUUCAGUAUUCUCCAGUUAGCGCACAUGCGCCGAGAAGACCGCGUUUGUUCGCAGUUCAUAUUCUUGUCGUAUUCCUACAUUGACGUCAAGCGUAUUUUCGUUUUUGUUGAGUCGAUCGUAAAAAUGCUAACGAAAAGUAAUUUAUUUGUGUAAAAGUUUUCACUCAUCUACAACGAUGUUGCGUUUGUUCCAUUAAAUAUUCUAUAAGUUAUUGAAAUUUACGGCGAAUUUGUCACGCGGCCACGUGUGUUGUGUUUACCGGCGUCAGUGAUUGAUUUUUUUGCGGUAUGGGCGAAGAAAUCCAAACGGAAGACGGAACAGUGACAUUAAAACGUAAAAUUACGCUUUUUAAUGGCGUAGGAAUUAUUAUUGGAACGAUUAUAGGGUCUGGAAUUUUUAUAUCUCCCACCGGUGUUUACUCCUAUACUGGGUCGGUAGCGGCAUCACUCCUAAUAUGGCUGAUCUGUGGUCUCUUAUCAACAUUAGGUGCACUAUGUUAUGCGGAGUUGGGGACUUCCAUAGCGAGAUCUGGCGGUGACUACGCCUAUAUUUACACGGCCUUCGGGCCUUUACCGGCCUUUCUUAGAAUGUGGAUUGCGCUACUUAUAAUUAGGCCCACGACGCAGGCAAUUGUUGCCCUGACCUUUGGGAAUUAUGUGGUGAAGCCUUUCUACCCUGAAUGUGAACCGCCGGAAAACGCGGUGAAGCUUCUUGCGGCGGUGUGUUUGUGUAUACUGACAGCAAUAAAUUGUAUUAGUGUCCGUUGGACCAUGCGUAUCCAGGAUGUCUUCACCACAUCGAAGCUGUUGGCCCUUAUUGUUAUCAUCAUAUCUGGAUUUUAUUAUAUUGGCAUUGGGCACACAGAAAACUUUCAGAAUGCCUUCGAAGGGAAAUAUGGUGCUGGAGAUAUUGCUUUGGCGUUCUACUCCGGCCUCUUCGCUUUUGGUGGCUGGAAUUACUUGAAUUUCGUCACUGAAGAGCUGCAGGAUCCGUAUAAAAAUCUACCUCGCGCAAUAUGGAUCGCGAUGCCAAUGGUAACUAUAAUCUAUGUGCUGGCGAACCUGGCCUACUUCGCUGUUGUCACCAAAAUGGAGAUGAUGUCUAAUCCUGCGGUUGCUGUGACCUUUGGCGACCGUCUUUUUGGUAGCUGGAGUUGGGUUAUUCCUAUAUUCGUGGCUUUAUCCACCUUUGGAGGAGUCAAUGGCGUUCUCUUUACAUCAGCGAGAUUAUUCGCAACGGGAGCACAGGAGGGACAUAUGCCGGCGUUCUUCUCUCUAUUCCAUAUUGAGAAACAGACUCCCAUACCAUCACUUAUAUUCACGUGUUUCUUUUCCUUGCUGAUGCUGACAACCAGCAACGUAUUCGACCUCAUAAACUACUAUUCGCAAACGUUAUGGCUAUCAGUUGGUGCAUCCGUUGUCGGAAUGCUCUGGCUUCGUCAUACAAAACCCGACCUGCCCCGACCGAUCAGGGUGAAUCUUGCCAUCCCUUUCAUAUUCCUCUUCGCGAUCGCCUGUCUCGUUCUAAUCCCAGUCGUAACUAACCCGAAAGAUACCGGUAUCGGUUUAGGUAUACUCUUCUCGGGAAUACCGGUUUAUUAUCUAUGCGUGAAAUGGAAAAAUAAACCUCGGUCCUAUCAUACGUUAUCCGGUUGUGUUUUAAGGUUCCUACAGAAAUUGUGUUCUUGCAUUUAUGUAGACUCGUUGGAGAAAAUGUCGACUGAUAAAUAAUUUAAUAUAGUGCUGUACCCUCUUAUUUAUAGUCACGUAUUUUAUGAUUUUCUUUUAUUAUAAUUCCCCGACUAUGCAGUCGUCGGAGGUGUUUUAUGAUUCAAAGGCGAGACUUAAACCUAAGUAUGACAUACGCAAAAAAUGUAUUGAGUUUGACAGUCAUAGUGAAGUCUCGAUUCUGAAUCUUACCCGCAAUCUUAUGCUAAAACCGGUAUUAUUACCGGUACAUGUUAUUAUUAAGCGCCAAACUGAACCGAUUUGACGGCCCUCAAAAUGAGUUUGUGACUAAUUUGACGCUACGAUUUAAUCUCGAGACUUAGCGUAUGACGUCAUUCAAACCCAAGACGGCCCUUAUAUAUAAAAAUUAAAUGAGUAAUUGCACCGUUGUAACUGAAGUAGUCUGUCUCUUUCCGUCACGGCGUAAACACAAUUUGAUAGAAAGGGACAAAACUUAUCUUUUACUGAAAAAUUAUAUGAAUUUUUAAACGUGAGAUAUUUAUAAGUAAGAGGGUUUUUGCAGACAAAGUGAAACUCGAAUCAGUAAAAGUAAUUCUUAGCAAAUAUUCUCAGCACGUGUACCCAUAUUUUUAUAUAAAAAAUAAAUGUAUAAAACAGUAUCACUGCGAUGACGUCAUACCUUGAUACUAACUAAGGAAGUUAUUCCGGCCGCUAAGGAUAUAUAAAACUUCUCGAUCUUAGUCAAUGGUGCUGUCGAGCCAGUCAGUGAUUAGUCUGGUCGAGGAUCCUCUCUAGAUUGUAGGGACAGUACAACUUCCUUCCUCCACAAAAGCAACAUGUCAAGUGUAUAUAACGAAACUAUAAUAUUUGAUGUGAAACUUCUUUAGGCGCCAUUAAGGUUAAUUUUACGGAUGAAACGCAAUAAUAAUAUUAGUUUCACGAAGAUGUACACAUCUUCCUACAGGAAAGAGAGAGAGAGCGAUUGAGAGAGAGUGAGAAAGGGAGAUCGAGAAAUAAAACACGCUAUUGGUUAAAGUAUUCGUUUAGUUGUUUUAUUAGAACUUUAAAUGGCAAUUCUGUCGCAUAACGUCUUGUGCAGUAAUCUUUUAUUUAUUUAUAUUAUCAUUAGCACGUAUACAGUGUGUAAACACUGUGAAUAUAGAUAUACAAAUACAUGGAGUGAUCAUAUACUGGUACAUGAUCAUCUAUUGGGGCUUUUACCUUAGUAAUAAUUUAUUUACAAAGAAGUUUCACUUCUGACAUUUGUACUUUGUAUGUACGUACUUUUUUUACGUAUAAUACGAAUGAUCUUCACGUGCUGUGAAAUAUCCGAUGUCUUAAGCAUAGGUCACAUAAUAUUUGGACCUAAAAUUACAUCGUAGAUAAUAUUUUGUAUAAAGUAACAAUAUACGAAAUAUAAUUGAAAAAUUUCUGUAACUAGUAAGACACAAAAAUAAGUGACAAUUGACAUUAAAAAGAAAAUAUUUUACCGAUGUUUUAACGGCCCACAUGACCUGUGCUUUCAACAUCUUUAAUUGUAACUAAAAAGCUGUAUCGUAAAUGGACCAAUAUUAUAUCCAUUAUGCAUUUAACUUUUUUAAAUAAACUAAAAUAAUUUCUAGAGAUUUUUUAAAUAAUCACUAGAAUGAAAUUAAUUCGACGUUUUUAGUCCGAACAUGUGGACAUUUUAGAUGUUUUUUUUUGUAUAAUAACGAUUACUAAUUAGUAUUUUGUACGGCUUAUCCAGACUUAUUAAUCGUAAGAAAUUUUUAUACAGAGUAUAAUGGUUCAUUUACAUAAAAAUUAUGCGUUACUUGGGACUAUUAAAAACUAAAUCAGUAUGAUUAAACUGUUUUAACUUAAUCCUUAAUCUUGCUUCGGAUAAAACUAAUUUCCUCAUUAAUAAAAGGUGUCCUCAUACCUCAUCUGUCUCUCGUCAUCGCAGCGUAACCCCCAUUUGACGGGAAGUAACAUAAUAUUGCUUUAAAAUAGCUCAAUUAGACUGAUUUAGUUUUAUGAAUGGUUGAAAUAUUUCGUGAAUUGGUGAAAAAAACCCUAAUAAACGACAUUUUCAUGUUUAAGCAUUUUAAUAUGGAAACAUCACUUACGCGUAAAUAAAGCUUAAAUUAUUAUAUAAAGUAUAAUUUACUUGAUGUAUUAAGAUGUUUUUAAUAUAUGGUUCUUUUACUUAAAUGUACAUAUAUUUACAGAAACAUUUACACUAAUAUUUAUAGGUGUUAGACGUAAGUGAACAUUCCUAAUUAUACUCAAACAUGUGUAAUCUAUGGGCAAAAAAUGGCCGGCUUAAAUUAUCUACUGUAUCUGGGAAGUUCCUAGUUAGGUGUAUUUAUGUAAAAAAAUGAAUUUAAUUCCAUAUAAACAUAACAAAUUCGCACCAUAUAAUUGAGAGGUAAAUCGCUGGUUGUUUCUGUCGAAUUGUGAAAAAAUAUAAUACAGUGUUACCAGAUUCACUGUUAUAUUUGGUUUACUCAAUAAUUUGUACCUAAUUUAAUUUAUAUUUAUUUUAAGACAUUCCCUAUAUGCGGGUUUUAUAUACACAAUUUUAUUUUCAAACGUUCUAAGAUACUCAUAAAUGGACUAUAAUGUAUUAGAAAAUGCUUACUGGCUAUUUAUAUGCCACGUUACGCAAUAUAACAGCUAAUAAAUGUAAAAACAAAUUAUUAUAUUUACGAAAUCAUGUAUGGAAAUAUAAAUUAUU